AUGGCACGCACCAGCAGCCGGUCGUCGAGCGAGGACUUUGCCCGGAGCAUCGACCCAGCGCAGCUGCUCGAGAUUCGUGCGCGUCAACGGACGUUCGAGGGCGCCUAUGCGCGGACCGCGCUCGCCAACCUGGGCUACGCGCUGGCCAUCCUGCGUCUAUUCGACCGCCGCUUCUACCGCAUCGGGCUGCUGUACUCGGCAAUGGCCGUGUUCAUGCUCCUCUGCGCCUUCCUCCGCUCCCGCUUCACCGACCACAGGCACGACGACGAGACGACCAUCGAGCUCAACGCUCAGGAGGCUGAGCGCCUGCUGUACUGCCCGCGCGCCGUCCGCACCAAGGGUCACGAGAAGAAGAAGCCCAUUGGCCCUCCGUUCAUCACCGCCGGUCGCGUCGUCGUCCUGGUCGCGCUCAUCGUCUUCGCCACCGAGAUCACACUGGCGCCACUGCUUCUCGUCCCUCUUUGA
Molecule: messenger RNA, 465 nt
Organism: Peniophora sp. CBMAI 1063
Lineage: Eukaryota; Fungi; Basidiomycota; Agaricomycetes; Russulales; Peniophoraceae
Source: the annotation of a GenBank genome assembly